GCUGAACCCCUCUUUUCAUCACCUGGGCGGAUGAAAAUAGCCUGAAAAUCUAUCCACCCUGAAGUCCUCACACCCCGACAAAAGGGGACAGGACAAACUGGACUGGGCAAUGAGGAGUGUUGGACAUCAUCUCAUCUCAAUCAUCUCAUUUCGGCUCAGCUCUGUUAAGAUUGAACGGAUCUGAUCCAGCUGCUGUGUCAGUGCAGCAGAUACUGAGAAGACGGAGAGGAGACCAGGAACCAAAUUGAUGUCGUAGCGCAUUUCAUAAAAAUAGAAGAAAGCGCAUCAGCCAAAGCCACAGCUACACACGGACAGUUACCUGGGGGGCGGACAGUAUUUGACACUGUAGCGAUGUCUGAGGCGUUGUCACAGCAGGAGAGGCUCCAGGCUAUAGCAGAGAAGAGAAAGAGACAAACAGAGAUAGAAAACAAAAAAAGGCAACUGGAGGAUGACCGCAGGCAGCUGCAGCACCUCAAGUCAAAGGCAUUGAGGGAGAGAUGGCUGCUAGAUGGCGCGCCCUCUGCUGGCUCGGAGGAAGAUGAAGCAAAGAAACAGCUUCAAGAAGAUGAGGCCAAGACUAAAGGACUUGAGGAGGCUAUUCUGAGACUGGAACAGGAACUGGAGGAGUUGGAGACAGGUGUGUCCGCAACGUCCACCAAAGAAAACCUGUCUGAUGCAGUUCAGCAAGAGGAAACCAAGCCUGUAGAGAACAUGGUCACAGGAGAUUCCGUUAAAGAGGUCAGAGAGAUCAAAGUUCACGUCAGCCCUCGACUGGAGAAAUCCAGGGGUGACUCUGACAUGAUGAGAGCAGCGAUGUACUCCGUAGAGAUCACAGUUGAGAAGGACCUGGUCACAGGCGAGACCAAAGUCUUGUCCACCAACACACUACUGCCCAAAGAUCUCUCUCACCAGGGGGUCAAAGUGUAUGAGGAUGAACGGAAAGUGGUGCACGAGGUGCGUGGGACAGACGGCCCACUGACCAACGGCGUGCACCAGCUCAGCUCGUCCGAAGUGGAGGAGCUCAUCCACAAGGCCGAUGAGGCCUCCAUGAGCGACGGCAGCAAAGCCACACCCCAACAUGUGAUGGAGGCAGGCGAGAAGCUUGAGGCAGGAACGGGACAGGUCGGGGUCACUCCAGUCAAAGAGAUCACCGGUGUAGAAGCCAAACCCUCGCCGGCCGUGACCCAGACCGAGGUAAACGAUGCCAGUGCAGACAAGCCGGUCACAAUGGUGUUCAUGGGCUACCAGGACGUGGAGGAUGAGGACGAGACGAAGAAGGUACUGGGGCUCGAAAGCACCACGGUCAAAGCUGAGCUGGUAGUCAUCGAGGAUGGAGAAAACAAGAAUGGAGCCACAGAGGAGCAGGCACCACCAAACGGAGGCCCAGCUGAGCCGGCAAAAGCCCAGGAAGAGAAAGGCGAAGAGGGCGAACCCGAGGCUGGAGCUGCUGAAAUUAAAAGCAAAGAAAAGCAGCCUUGCAAAUGCUGUUCCAUCAUGUGAAACACUUCUUCACUGGGGAACUUGGGACUUUUCUUUCUCAGAUUGGUGCAUCGUGUCACCUCACAGACAAAAUAAUACCAACAAACAAAAGAGAGCAGAGAAAACAUCUUGUAUCUUUUGAUAGAAAGCUAUUGUUUUCUUACUUCAUUUGUACCAGUUUUAUAAUUUACUUUAUUUUUCCAUUUUUUGUUGUUCCUGUCAUAUUCUUUAGCCUCCUUUGGUUUUGGUUUAGUUGCAACUAAGACAAAAGCUGUUACACGAGUGGCGCCUGAUACCUUCAGCAAAGAAGUUAGCAGAUGAAGUAUCUUUAUCAUUGCUAUAAGAUCAACAAACCCUUUUUUGUUUUUCAUUUUUCAUAUUUGCAUAAGAAGGACUCAGAUAUCUCUGUAACUAUAUAAUAUACACUAUAUGAAUCAUUUAUUUUUAAUAUAUAUUUAUUUUCUGUUGCUUUAUCAAGCGCCCUAACAUUUUUUUUUCUUGCAGAAGCAUGAUGUGUGGAUGCUCUCUGGUCCUGUUAUUGCAUUAUCUUUCUCCUAAAAAUGGGGUGGGGUCGGGGGUGAGAGGGACCGCCGGGGUAGUGUGGAGGCUGAUCGCCUCAAAAUUGUGCGUAAUUCUACAUUCAUGACUGAUCAAAGCUGCGAGUAAUUUUCCUCAUGCGAGAGAAUGAGGGCUGAAGGUUACUCUUGAGGUAGUGAGUGUAAUGGGAUUUCAGUGGUAGAGAUGCUUAGUGGUCUGUUGACUUGGCAAGUGUGUGUGUGUGUGUGUGUGUGUCUAUUAUUCGAACGCUCAACCGCUUUUGUUUUAUGUCAGUCAUUGCCAUUAAAAAAAAUCGCACUUCACAGACCCUCACAUUUAUUAUUAGUACGAUGUUAAGAUGUUUCAUUGUCUCCCAACUGCAUUCAACUGUGCCACACACACACACACACACACACACACACACACCCAAUCAUGUCUAAUAUUUCCUCUCUGUUAAACAAUCCAACAUACUACACCGCAUUAAAGACUUUAAAAUCGAAUAGAAUUUAGCCGGUUUGGUUUGGAUGGCUGAUAAAGGCACUGCCUUUUUUAUUAUUAGUUAGAAUAGUCAAACCAAGUCAGCUGCCUGUGAAGCAAACAGGCAUCCUGAUGAUGCCAUCAUACACUGCCUUCAAUCUCCUCUCAGGCAGAACGAUCCACUUCUUUUAAAUUCACGACUAAUUUGCUGGAGCAGAACCUAUGCAAGAACACUCAUAUAAGCAAGCCAGUCGUUAUAUUCAGCGGCGAUUCUAAUAUUUGUCACAAUAAAUAACAUAGAGGUCUUGGUGGAGUCCCUGCAUUCAGAUCUGAAAAAAAGUGGUGCCCUGACUCAUUAAACGGAUAGCUAUGUAUGUCCACUGAAUGGAAUCUGGUUUAUUCUCUGAUUAAAGAUAAAGAUUCCUGUGGUGCUAAACAAUCCGAGCGGUCACGCAGCACAUUAUAUGUUUCAUGAAACAGCAAGGCUAGCCCUCAUAACCUUCGCUCCAAGUGCCGUCAGUAUUGCAGUGUAUCACUUUGUUAUUAUUUUCUAAUAAUAAUAUCUUGCGUGUGAACAGAUCGCUUCCUUUUUGCAUUGUUUUAUUCAUUUAUUAUCUGUAACAUAAUAGUGAGUAACAUUAUCAGAUAACUUUGUUGUAGGUAGGAGGAUAAAGCUGCGUUGGGCUUUUUUAAUGACGCUACCAGGAUAGUCAGAAGGUAAAUUGGUGGCUUGAUAGUGCAUAAGUGCAUUUGUGUGUUAGUGUGGUGUGUGUGUGUGUGUGUGUGGUGUGUGUGUGUGUGUGUGUGUGUGUGUGUGGGUGGGUGGGUGUGGCUGUGUUCUACAUUCAGUAUAAUAGCAUUGCCAGUACUUCAUUUCUUCUUCUGAGAAGAUUUUCUUUGGGUGCCUUUUCAUUUAGAAAGGCUCACAGAGAUUCGUAUAUAACACAUUGUGGUAGAUAAUAUGGGACCCUUUCAUCCAAUUAAAAGCAUAUUUCAUAACAAUAUUUCCAUUUGGAAAGAUGUCUUGUUAGUCGGUGUCUCAGAAUCCAGCUCCUUAUGUGGUUAUACAAAACCAUAAGACAAUAUCUUUAACGCUUAACCUUAACCUACAGUUAAUCUGGGCUUCCUGUCCCAUCACCCUGACUCACACAUAACACUCUCAGCAUCAUCACUUACCUCAGACUUGCUCAGCAGCACACUCUACUGUCUGUCAGUACUAACAUUCCAGUUCAGAUGAUUUUCCUCGGCCCCGAAUGCCUUGUUGCCCGGCCCCUUGCCGGGGCGUUUUCUCUUUGUACACAUGCAUGCUUUUUAUAGAUAUAUUGAUCAUUAUAUCUUCAUAUCCGUAUCCAUCAGUCGGUAAUGUCUCCCUCUCCCUGUAGUUGAAGUCUUGCCCUGUAUCAUCCAUAAUGUCUAUGAGAUUGAUGUAUUGAACAUAGUGUCUAGGAGCAUGAGGAGUGAAAGCGUGAUAGUGUCGAUGAGGUCACUUCCUGUGUUGGAGCAAAACUCUCAUCUACUUUAAUGCUCCAUUUUCUUCCUUGAAGGACAGACCCAUCUUAGGUUUCGUUUUGUUUGUUUUGUUUUUUUUAUUUCCACCUGGGAAUUGGUGUGUGUGUGCUCCCACUGCCACGGCUCUGUGCGCUUUCUCAGCUGUGAAGGUCUGCUUUCUUACCGGCUUGAAAGUGCUGUAGAACGAAUUUUAAACGAGAUAUUAAAAUGUGACGUGCUUUAAGGA
Hemibagrus wyckioides is the source of this 4228-nucleotide messenger RNA. RefSeq names its product paralemmin 1a (gene palm1a). The transcript has 9 exons. The record is from RefSeq and is a predicted model, not a curated record. The coding region runs from base 352 to 1500 and encodes 382 amino acids. Gene Ontology annotation, cellular component: membrane. Gene Ontology annotation, biological process: regulation of cell shape. Lineage: Eukaryota; Metazoa; Chordata; Actinopteri; Siluriformes; Bagridae.